Messenger RNA from Drosophila serrata, 1121 nucleotides. RefSeq lists its product as uncharacterized. The record is from RefSeq and is a predicted model, not a curated record. NCBI's taxonomy places the organism in Eukaryota, Metazoa, Arthropoda, Insecta, Diptera, Drosophilidae. Gene Ontology annotation, cellular component: cytoplasm; mitochondrion; membrane.
CUCUAAGUAAGUAAGAUUCAGCCACCUAGCAACAAAAACAACAACAAAGCCAGACAGUGACAACGACACAAUUACGUUAAAUUAUAUUGCUCUAACAUGAUCCGUUAGUUUACCAGCUACGUAAUCACACACACUCUCUGUUUGUGUAGUGAUUUGGGCUGAGAGCCAAACGUGCCGUUAUUUUCCAUUCAUUCGUUCAGCCUCCCUCCCUCCCUCUCGCUCUGUUACAUAAAGUCCUUGCGAGUACCAUUUCCGAUGCCUCACGCAGCAGCCAUCUCGCUCUUUUCGCAUUGCGUGAGAGAGAGAGAAAGUGAGUGAGAGAGUUCGUGCGCCUGCAGUGUUGUUGCAACCCACUAGGAAAUGCACUCACUUUCAAGAUCAAUGCGAAAGGAGCUUAAUAAUUGUGUUCAAAUUUAGAAAUUGCACUCAUUCAUUCAUUUAGUUUGCGUGCAACGCUCGGAGAGUCCGAAUAUCCAUCACAGUCACAGCCACAGAGCACAGCGCGUCGAGAUUGCAAUAAUGUUGCAUAGGCUCAAGGUGCUUGUCACCCGCUACCCGAUAAUGCGCGGCAUGAUAUCGUAUAGCCUGAUAUGGCCCACGGGCAGCCUCAUCCAGCAGACGGUCGAGGGAAGGAGCUGGGGCACCUACGACUGGUGGCGCGUCCUGCGCUUCAGCAUGUACGGCGGCCUUUUUGUGGCGCCUACGCUCUAUGGCUGGGUCAAGGUCUCGAGCGCCAUGUGGCCGCAGACAUCGCUGCGCACGGGCAUCAUCAAGGCGGCGGUGGAGACGGUGUCCUAUACGCCAGGCGCCAUGACCUGCUUCUACUUCAUUAUGAGCCUGCUGGAGUCCAAGACGGUGGAGGAGGCGGUGGCCGAAGUGGGAAAGAAGUUUCUGCCCACCUACAAGGUUGCUCUGUGCGUGUGGCCGCUGGUGGCCACCAUUAACUUUAGCCUCAUCCCCGAGCGCAACCGGGUGCCGUUCAUCAGCGCCUGCAGCCUCUGCUGGACUUGCUUUCUGGCCUAUAUGAAGCAUCUGGAGCAUCACGAGGUGGAUCACGCCAUUUAGAGCUGCAUUAUUGUACCUUAUUUAUUAAAUUACAUUAAAUUAAGAAUUUUAUAGAA